AAGAAGUUAACAAUGGGUAGUUUACUCGAAUGGCCUCUACUUUCCGAUAAGUACGAAAUCCAAGACACGGUCCACGGUACAAUUACGAUAUUUCAUCCAUUGGAUUUAGUGAUUGACACCCGAGAAUUCCAACGGCUCAGAGAUAUCAAGCAGUUGGGAGUCGCAUACUUGGUUUAUCCUUGUAGCACUCAUAGUCGAUUUGAACAUAGUUUAGGUUUAUUCCACCUAGCAACCCAGUUCUUUACCGCAUCUGAAGAUGAACAUCUGAUUAGCCUGAUCUCUCUCAUAUGGGUUAAAGUACAUUGUAGUGAGUACUUUUGGAGUAUAUACAAUGGAUGUUUUUACUUUCAGUACAAAUCUUUAUCGAUUCGAUUACUUCAACGUAUCGUGAAGAAAGAAGAGGUUCGUAAGGCUUUGGAAAGAUAUUUCGGGACAGGUGCCGACUUCGAUGAGAGCAAUGAGAACAUGACCUUCAUUGAAAAGCUCAUAUCGUCUGAAAGAUUCGAUGCAAACGGGAAAUGGCUACCUGGUGAUCGUCCUGUGGAAAAAGCGUUCCUAUAUGAUAUCGUUGCGAAUGAAAAUGAUUCCUGUGAUGUAGGCAAGUUCGACUAUCUCAUCAGAGAUUCACUCAGCGCCGGCAUUCCAAUUCCAUUUAAUCAGCGUAGCAUCAAGCAACUGAUGGAAAACGCCAGAGUCCUCUCUGACCCAGAACGUGGAUUUCCACGGAUAUGUUACCCCGAAAAGAUAGCUGAUGUUGUCCUGUCUAUUGGAGACUCUCGCCAGAAGCUACAUAAUCUUCUAUACCGGCACAGAGUUGUGCGCGCAAUCGAAGAGAUGGUUGUGAGGGCUUUGAGGCUGGCAGACAGACACUUGAGAUACAUGGGCGAUGAUGGCCGCUUCUAUUCGCUGUCAGAAAUGCCUCAAAACUUAGGAGCAUUUAUCAAAACUAGCGAUUCCAUUUUAAAAGAAAUCGCUAACUCCACGCUACCGGAAAUGGCUGAAGCUCAGAAUAUCUUGAGAGAUAUUGAGGAAAGAAAUCUACCAGUGAAGCUGGAUGAAGUGCAAUGUGGUUCUUCCUGGGUUGAUAAGCCUCACGCCUCGUUCAUGGGAAAAACCCCCAAAUUACGCGAUGUCGAGGCAAGGUUGUUCUUUAAUGCUUUACUUUUUCCGAUUGAUAUGAGGUCCUGCUACAAUAGCCGUGGCGCCUAG
Messenger RNA from Haemonchus placei, 1209 nucleotides. The record is from the annotation of a GenBank genome assembly. NCBI's taxonomy places the organism in Eukaryota, Metazoa, Nematoda, Chromadorea, Rhabditida, Trichostrongylidae.